This is a messenger RNA of Drosophila mauritiana, 1810 nucleotides long. RefSeq names its product protein cutoff. Gene Ontology annotation, cellular component: nucleus; cytosol. Lineage: Eukaryota; Metazoa; Arthropoda; Insecta; Diptera; Drosophilidae. Bases 93 to 1247 code for a protein of 384 amino acids. Gene Ontology annotation, biological process: nuclear-transcribed mRNA catabolic process; NAD-cap decapping. The record is from RefSeq and is a predicted model, not a curated record. The transcript is spliced from 4 exons.
CCAUAUGCCCAAGGCAACUGUUCGUUUUCCUAGCGCGAGCCAAAGUUUAACAUCCGUCUUUCCCAGAAAAUCUUACCAGAAUCGUUUUUAAGAUGAAUUCUAAUUACCAAAUAUUGAACAUCCAGGCUCACUCCUGGGUGGAUAAGCCCAAGAUGGUAUUUCCAACUAUUACCAAGCCCAUUUCGAUUGGCUGUUUCGUCUGGUCGACAAACGGGCAAUUUGAACCGAAUUCUCAAAAAGUGCCCUGUGUCGUGGUACCGCCAACCAUCAAAUUUCCCAUUUCUCUACGGUACGAAGAUUCACCGCCGAAGCUGGAAAAGAAGCCCAAAAUUUUUCUGGACAACAUGCUCCAGUUUAUAGAAUCUUCGUCACACAUGUACGUUAUGGUAGGAAACAACCAGCAGGCACAGCUAAAUGCAAAUAUAGUGUGCACCAGCGAAGUUCUGGAGCUGAUGAUGUGUGCUCCCUACGAAAAGAAGACUGGAUGGUCUCUGGGUGUUACCCGCUAUCGCAACACAAUGUACAUCUGCCGCAUUGAUCUCGAACGACCCGACCCCUUUAAUGAAGACAAUCUGAAGAGGGUCAUGCAAGAAUUAUGGCUUAGGAAGCUUCGAACCCAUUGUGUAUUUGAGAACGGCAUUGAGAUGCACCAUCAAUCUUCUGAAGAACAUUUACGCUUUCAUGGUGUCUUUUCCUUUAAUUUGAAUGGUGUCCGAGUGCUAUUUGAUUCGCCAGUACUAGCCGAGAUGCCAAGCACAACAUUGAAUGGGUCUGCUCCAAGCUGGGUAGACCUGCAGAUACGCCCUAUGUGCAUGAGUCGACUGGAUUGGUCAGUGCACAAUCGCACAGAGGCCCUUAAGUGGUGGGUCAAGUGUUUUCUGCUGGGAAUCGAUAGCCUCUAUAUAGCCCACCGCGAUGAAAACGCCCAUGUGCACAACAUUGAAAAGACUUUGGUGGGGGAUUUAUGGAAGUCUUGCGAAAAAGAUUGGUCGACCACAGUGUGCGCCAACUUCAUGGUUCACCUACUCACUUGUAUUUCCCAAGUUAUGGCGCCGAUCGACUGUCCCAGCACCGUAUACCUAUUUCAGUUCGACGCGCGCCAAGGAACAAUAUCAUACGAGAGCUUGCGAGGGCGCAGUCAAUACACGUUCCUUUCGGACUGGUUCCGGAUGAUGCUGGACGAUCACACAACCGAUAUGUGGAAGACACCGAAUUUGCAAACCAUGUCUUCCACAGUUUACCAAUAACAUUGAGCAAUUACAAAGAAAUGUGAAUACCUUAAUAACAGAACAACAAAAGUGGUUAACUAAUUAAAUGAAGAUUUAAGUUUAUUGCGACAUAAUCAUCAAAUUGUGUUCGUACGCGUUUCAUCACUAUCAAAUAAUUUAAUACAUUUUUUUGCUCAAGUAUUGUGGAGAAUGCAUUCGAUUUUACAAAAAUAUGGAAAUGCUAGUUGGCGGCCAGUUCAACCCGGCGUGCAGCUUAGAGCUCGGUCUUCUUGGGCUUGCCGCUGCGGUCGAAGCCCUUCAGUUCUGUGGUCGCCUCCUUGGCGAUGUACUUAAGGAAGUCAUCUACCUCGCGACCUCCGUUGUAGCUGACUGGCUUGUUCUUGGCGUCCUUGGGCAGCCAGAAGAGGGUGGGGAAGCCGCGCACGUUGAACUCCGGCGGCACGUCGUUGGCGGUGGCGUCCAUCUUGACGAUGGCCACAUCUUCGUCCUGCAGCUUCUCGGCCAGCUCCUCGUAGAUGGGAGUCAGCUUCUUGCAGUGGCCGCACCAUGGGGCGUAGAACUCAAUCAGCGUGUCUUUGCCG